ACGGAAGCAGGAACUUGCGAACCACAAGCCAGCUGGCCAGGAGGGAGCUGCGGAGCAUCCCCUGCCAUUCUCACCGAGAGCCUCGCGCGGAGUCACCGCUGCUGCCCCGCGAGCGCGUAGGGGCCGUCCUUGCACGGGUUGGACCUCAGGGGCUCCGGGGUCCCCGCGGCGCCAGGUAAAGGCGUCCCGGCCCUCCCCUCUCGACCCACCCCAGACCAUCAUCUCUGCAAUCUUCUUGAAGCAAACUAAGACCAGAGGGAAGUUUAUCCUUGACCUUUGAAGACUAAAACUAUACUGAAAUUUAAAAUGUUGUUUGGAGAAGAACGGAGCUUGGUCUACACUUUUGCACUUGUUUGUUUCCUGGCAGUGAGGCCGUCCACCAGUCAUAAUUGUCCUACCCAGAGUCUGGAAGAUGUCGUCAUUGACAUCCAGUCAUCUCUCACCAGGGGGAUCAGAGGCAAUGAGCCCAUCCAUACAUUAACUCAAGAAGACUGCAUUAAUUCCUGCUGUUCAACAAAAAACAUAUCAGGGGACAAGGAGUGUAACUUGAUGAUCUUCGACACUCGAAAAACAACCAGACAACCCAACUGCUACCUGUUUUUCUGUCCCAGUGAGGAAGCCUGUCCACUGAAACCAGCAAAGGGACUUAAGAGUUACAGGAUAAUUAGAGAUUUUCCGUCAUUGGGCAAAGCUGAUUUCCCAGCAGUGACUCCCAUACCCCCUCGUCUGACAGGCUAUUCAAAGCCCACUGGUAUCUUGUGGAGAGAUACAUUUUCUCAGAAGUUUGGAGCUUCAGAUCACUUGGAGAAACUAUUCAAGACUGAUCCAAUGAGCACACGGUUCCCUGUUUCUAAAGAAAAAAGCCAUUCUCAGAGUUCACAGUUUUCUUCAGAACAAAAACUAGCUCAUCUUCUGCCUGAAAAUAUGACAACGUUCCCCACUACAGUGGCUGUUGCUUCCCUACGUACCCUCCCUGCCACUACAGAGCCCUCAUUUCUCUUCCCCACCAAUGCUCCAGCGACACUGUCUGUGACCUCUCAACCACAGGUGGCCACCACGGCUCCACCUGCAGUGACUGUCACUUCUCAGCCUCCCACAGUCAGUUCUACAGUUUUGACACAUGCUCUGGUUACGUCCCAAGCUAAUAUGACUACAACAGCAGUUCCAACUACCAUCUAUCAGGUACCUACAGACUUGAAAGGCCUACCAGAAACGGUGCCCUUUACAGAGAUGGCCAAUGUAACUUUGACGGCAGAGGUGGCCCAUAACCCUGCUACAGGUCUUUUGCCAAAUGUGGAUUCUUCUACAAAGAAAACCGCUUCCCAGGAGAAUGGGAAGACCCUUGCAGGCAGCUCCUCCCAGCACAGUUUUCCAGGAAGCCAACACAGCCUUCCAUUUGAAAAGUGGCUCCUCAUUGGGACCCUGCUCUUUGGUGUUCUGUUCCUCAUGAUAGGCCUUGUCCUCUUGGGUAGAAUGUUCUUGGAAUCCCUCCGCAGGAAACGUUACUCGAGACUCGAUUAUUUGAUCAAUGGGAUUUAUGUUGACAUGUAAGGACAAAACUAGGUAUCUCUUAAUUCAUGUCGUUCCUAGUAGUCCAAGCAUACUGAGUUUCUGCUAACUUGCUGAUCUUAGGAUUUUGGAAGCAUUUAAGACAGGCAAAUACCCCCUCCCACUUUGUUUUUGCUUUUUUGUUUUUUGAAGGGGGAAAGAAAAUAAAUCAGGUAAUUUUUGUGUUCUAUCUCUAAAAUAUCAGCUGAAAGCAAACUCUACCUAAAAUAA
Messenger RNA from Pteronotus mesoamericanus, 1779 nucleotides. It is a transcript of the gene MANSC1, whose product is annotated as MANSC domain containing 1. Bases 307 to 1551 code for a protein of 414 amino acids. NCBI's taxonomy places the organism in Eukaryota, Metazoa, Chordata, Mammalia, Chiroptera, Mormoopidae. The transcript has 4 exons. The record is from RefSeq and is a predicted model, not a curated record.